CGCGUGCACACUCUGGCGGCGCGCGGAGAAGUUCAGAUCAUCUGACUGAAAGUUACGUCGUGUGUUAUUUCUUUACAGACCACGAAGCUACAAAUUCCCGUUCGUUUUUAAAAUAGGCUAUAAUUGGUUAAAUAUCUUCAUAACCGCACGGGAACGCUCCUCAGCAAAGUUUUAGGAAAUUCGUUUUUACUUAAGGGAUUUGUUUUUUCCUCCCAGAAACGUUAAGUGAUGUCUCAGUCAAAGAAAAUAUUUUAUGCAUUUGUUUGGUUCUGCUUGCAUUUUGAAGGCCGGAUUGGUGUGUUUGGUGUUGAGCCCGGUCAAAUUAAAACAGCAACAGAGGGAGAUUCUGUCACUCUACAAACUGAGAUACGGAGAGGUGAAGAUCUGCUUUGGAUGUUUGGACCCCGAGAGGUUCUCAUUGCUCAAGUCAGAAAGGAGGCUGGAGUCUUCAACGUUUAUGAUGGCGCUGAUGGGAGAUUCAGAGACAGACUGGUGCUGAACUAUGACACUGGAUCGCUGACCGUUAAAAACAUCAGACCUGAACAUGCUGGACUCUAUAAACUAGAGAUCAUAAGUAAUACAGUCUCACACAAAACAUUCACAGUUUCUGUCUAUGCUCGUCUUCCCAUUCCUGUCAUCACCAGAGACUCUUCACAAUGUUCUUCUUCAUCAUCGUCAUCAUCAUAUUGUUCACUGCUGUGUUCAGUGGUGAAUGUGAGUCAUGUGACUCUCUCCUGGUACAAAGGAAACAGUUUAUUGUCCAGCAUCAGUGUGUCUGAUCUCAGCAUCAGUCUCUCUCUACCUCUGGAGGUGGAAUAUCAGGAUAAAAACAACUAUAGUUGUGUGUUGAACAACCCCAUCAGCAACCAGACCACACAUCUGGACAUUAGUGAACUUUGUUGGCCAUGUCCAGCUCCUCUGCCGAUUCCUGUCAUCACCAGAGACUCUCCAACAUGUUCUUCAUCAGCUUCACACCAGAAUUGUUCAUUUUUAUGUUCAGUGGUGAAUGUGAGUCGUGUGACUCUCUCCUGGUAUAAAGGAAACAGUUUAUUGUCCAACAUCAGUGUGUCUGAUCUCAGCAUCAGUCUCUCUCUACCUCUGGAGGUGGAAUAUCAGGAGAAAAACACCUACAGCUGUGUGCUCAACAAUCCCAUCAGCAACCAGACCACACAUCUCAACAUCGAUCAGCUCUGUCAGCCAUGUCCAGGCCGCGUCCACUGUUGUGGUUUUACUGAAACUGUGGUCCGAUUGGCUGGCUCUGUUCUGGUGGGCCUGGCUACUGUUGCUGUGCUGGUUUAUGACAUUAGAUCAAGAAGAUCUUAUCAGAAGAGGAGAGAGCAGACACCGCAUGCAGAUGAAUAUGAUGAUGUUGCAGCAGGUCAGUGGCGUUAUGAGUCUGUGUCGUCCCGCGUCACGUUACCUGCCAGACGGAAGAAUCAGCCAUUUCGAGCUGUGCGCUCUCUUGUAUUUGUAACAUUAAGGGAACUAUCGCUAUCAAUCUGGCUGGGUGCGGCUGAGAAACGACAACACGACAGGUUUAUAUGGAUAUUUGUAGCUACGAUCUUCAUCUUUUUUAAGCUCCAGAAAUUUCACAACUCUACAAUCAGUAUGGGCAUCGCGAAUUUGAUGUUGCUUGUCUUAUUAUUCGUGAACGGUGUGUUUGGUGUUGAGACAGAUCCAGUGGAGAUACGUGAAUUGAUGGAAGGAGAUUCUGUCGUUCUAGACACCAAGUGUAUUACCAAACUACAGAAAGAUGAUGAGAUAGUGUGGACGUUUGGAUCUAAUGUCAUAGCUACAAUCAAGGCCAAUAAUCCCUUAUUAUAUGACACUGAUGAUGCAAGAUUCAAAGACAAACUACAAAUAAACGAUCAAACUGGGGACCUCACCAUCAGAAACACCAGAACCACACACUCUGGGUUUUAUGAAGUGAAAAUCACCAAUAUCACUCACACAACAUACAGGAGAUUUAGUGUUACUGUCCUUGAUGCGAUUCCUACAAAAGUUUCAGUAACGACGGGAGAGUCUGCCAUUUUACAGCAUAAUAUUGCUGAUAUACACAUUUAUGAUGUGAUAGAGUGGAAGUUCGAAGACGGAGAGACUCCCAUAGCUCAAAUCAACAAACAAAACAGUAAAAACCCCUCAUAUAAUGAAACUGAUGAGAGAUUCAGAGACAGACUGCAGCUGGAUCAGACCGGAUCUCUGACCAUCAAAAACACCAGAACCACAGACUCUGGACUUUAUAAGCUACAGGUGCAAGGUACAAACAUACCGACCAAACACAGGAAGUUUCGUGUUACGGUCGAUGAAUCUGGGUUGUCCACAGGCAUUAUAGUGCUGAUAUGCGUGUGUGUUAUUGCACUGAUCUUGGUGGUGGUUGGGAUUUGCUGUCGGAAACGAAGUCGACAAGGCCAGUAUUAACUUUGCAUGCAUGGCCAGUA
Sinocyclocheilus rhinocerous is the source of this 2438-nucleotide messenger RNA. RefSeq lists its product as uncharacterized. The transcript has 11 exons. Bases 229 to 2418 code for a protein of 729 amino acids. NCBI's taxonomy places the organism in Eukaryota, Metazoa, Chordata, Actinopteri, Cypriniformes, Cyprinidae. The record is from RefSeq and is a predicted model, not a curated record.